AUGGCGACCGAUACACCCAAGCCCAUCCACAGCCUCGUCCUCGACGCCGGCCCAAUAAUAAAAAACGAGCCCUCCGUCUCAACUCUGCUAGGCCAAGCCGAGACCCUCUACACCAUCCCGGCCGUCAUCGACGAAAUUCGCGAUGCCGUCACAAGAGCGCGAAUCGAGAAUACCUUACUACCAUUCCUAACUCUACGAUCACCAAGACCGGCGAGCGUGAAGGUUAUAAGCGAUUUUGCGAGGAAGACGGGGGAUUUGGAGGUGCUGAGUAGGCCGGAUAUUCAUUUGAUGGCGUUGGCCUAUGAGUUGGAGUGUGAGAGGAAUCAUGGGGGUUGGAGGUUGAGGAGUACGCCGGGGCAGAAGGGGCUGAAUGGUGUUAAGCCGGAGAGUUUGAAGGGUGAUGCGGUGCGGGGGACAGAAGAGGCUGUGACAGCGGUUUUAACGGAGGUAGAGGGAGAGAAAGUUCCCCCACCUGAGACGAGAGGUGCUUGGGGAACGACGAUACCGAGCGCAGCGGACCCUACGCCAGCUGAAUGGCCUACGGCGGGUGGUCUGGAGGAAAAGCUGAAGGAUACACACAUCUCGUCGCUAGAACAACAAGCAACUCGGGAACCGGACAUAUUGGAGAAUCCACACAUCUCUUCACAAGAAACACUCGAAGUCCAAGAUCCAACCCUCGAAACCCUUUCUCCUACCGCCGGAGCAGCAGCGGAACCGCUACAGCCAUCAGAUCCUUCAAUUGAAGACAUAGAAGCUUCCGAUAAUGAAGGAUCCGAUAAUGAAGGUUGGAUCACACCCUCAAACCUCAAGAAACACCAAGAGAAAGACGCAAAUGGCUCCGCAAAGCCGGACAAGGCACCCAUGAAAAUGGAAGUCGUUACCGUCACCUCGGAUUUCGCCAUGCAGAAUGUCCUCCUCCGAAUGAACCUCAAUCUCAUGUCGCCAAAUCUCCAACGAAUACGACAACUGAAGAAUUGGGUACUAAGGUGUCAUGCAUGCUUUUAUAUCACUAAAGAUAUAGGCAAGCAGUUCUGUACUCGGUGUGGAAAGCCGACAUUGUUACGGACAUCGUGUUCGACGGACAAGGAUGGUAAUUUCAAGGUCCAUUUGAAGAAGAAUAUGCAGUGGAACACAAGGGGAAAUGUCUACAGUAUACCAAAGCCAGUGGCAGGGACUUCAAACGGGAAGCUUGUUGCUGGAGGAGGGAAAGGAGGUUGGGGUCAGAGUUUGAUUUUGGCUGAAGAUCAGAAGGAGUACAUCCAAGCUAUGACUGGAAGUAGGAGGAACAAAGAGAAAGAUCUGAUGGAUGAGGAUUAUCUGCCGAAUCUCUUGUCUGGGGAUAGGGGUCGAGCAGGCGGGAGACCUAAAGUUGGUGCGGGGAAGAACGUGAAUUCGAAGAAGCGGAGAUGA
Molecule: messenger RNA, 1410 nt
Organism: Hyaloscypha bicolor E
Lineage: Eukaryota; Fungi; Ascomycota; Leotiomycetes; Helotiales; Hyaloscyphaceae
Exons: 2
Coding region: 1-1410 (469 amino acids)
Biological process (GO): ribosomal small subunit biogenesis; maturation of SSU-rRNA
Cellular component (GO): preribosome, small subunit precursor
Molecular function (GO): RNA endonuclease activity
Source: RefSeq, a predicted model, not a curated record